Molecule: messenger RNA, 1428 nt
Organism: Cordyceps militaris CM01
Lineage: Eukaryota; Fungi; Ascomycota; Sordariomycetes; Hypocreales; Cordycipitaceae
Product: FAD dependent oxidoreductase
Exons: 2
Coding region: 1-1428 (475 amino acids)
Cellular component (GO): cytoplasm
Molecular function (GO): oxidoreductase activity
Source: RefSeq, a predicted model, not a curated record
AUGACGCAGACCAAACUGCAAGAGGGCCAGGCCGAGCUGCCGACGGCCGAGAGCACCCACUCGUACUGGCACCAGGACCCGUCGCCGGCGCUGCUGGGCCACCGCACCACCAAGGAGCUCCCGGCGUCAGCCGACGUCGUCGUCGUGGGCAGCGGCAUCACGGGCGCCUUUGCCGCGCGGACGCUCGUGGAAGCGGGACGCAGCGUGCUGAUGCUCGAGGCGCGGGAGGCGUGCUGGGGGGCCACUGGCCGGAAUGGCGGCCACUGCCACCCGCUCGUCUUCAUCAGCAAGCCCAACGUGGCGCAGUUUGAGCUGGACAAUUACUUUUACAUGCGCGAUUUCGUCCGCGCCCACCAGGUGCCGUGCGACUGGGAGUCGGUCGGCGCCGUCUGCCGCCUGUCCACCGACACGGAAGCGCAGGCGGCCCAGGAGAACGUGCGGCUGCUGCGCCGCCACCACCCGGCGCUCGCGGACAAGGUGGUGUACGUCGAGGACGUUGAGGAGCUGAAGCGGCUGCGGGUGCCGGGCGCGCGCGCGGCCGUGGUGCAUCCGCAUGCGGCCAAGCUGUGGCCGUACAAGCUCGUGGCGUGGGUGCUGGAGGCGCUGCUGGGCACGAAUGACCAGUCGCGGCCAGCCGGUGUCCGAUUCAACCUGCAGACGACGACGCCCGCGACGCACCUGCAGCGGUUCGGGACGUCGUGGGUGCUGCACACGCCGCGCGGCCAGGUCGUCGCCAAGCAGGUGCUGCUGGCCACCAACGGGUACACAUCGCACCUGCUGCCGCGCAUGUCUGCGCUGAUCCGGCCGAUGCGCGGGCAGGUCGCGGCGCUCGUGCCGCCGGCGGGGUACGCGCCGCUGGAGCACACGCACAUCUGGGGCACGCCCGCCGAAGCGGACGACUACCUCGCGCAGCGCCCCGACGGGGUGCUGAUCCUCGGCGGGGAGCGCUCGGGCGAGGCGGUGGUGCGCAGCCAGACGUCGCGCGAUGACGAGCUGGACGGGGACGUGAGCGCGCGUCUGCGCCGGGCCGCGCACGGGGUGAUUGACUUGCGGCCCGGCGAAGAGGAGAGCGAGGAGCUGCGGGCGGUGUAUGAGUGGACGGGCAUCAUGGGAUACUCGGCGGACGGGCAUCCGUGGGUGGGCGAGGUGCCGGCGAUACUGGGCGGUGGUGGAGGGGGGCUGUUUGUAAGUGCCGGGUACACGGGGCAUGGGAUGCCGGCGGCGGCGAGGAGCGGCGUGGCGGCGGCGAAUAUGAUGCUGGGACGCGGCACGGGGGAUGUGCGCCUGCCGAGGGAGUUUGCGGUGACGCCGGAGAGGGUGAGGACGGCGCCGGCGGUGGUGCUCCCGGAGACGUGGGAGGAUGAGAUUAGGAUGAAUGCGUUUUGGAUUGAGAAGGAAGAUGAGGUGGCUGGAGAAGAGGACAUGUAG